Molecule: messenger RNA, 1019 nt
Organism: Carlito syrichta (Philippine tarsier)
Lineage: Eukaryota; Metazoa; Chordata; Mammalia; Primates; Tarsiidae
Gene: MOB3C
Product: MOB kinase activator 3C
Exons: 4
Coding region: 152-802 (216 amino acids)
Biological process (GO): positive regulation of protein phosphorylation; signal transduction
Cellular component (GO): nucleus; cytoplasm
Molecular function (GO): protein kinase activator activity
Source: RefSeq, a predicted model, not a curated record
CAUAGGCUUCUCUUUGCUCAGGAAGCUCAGAUCCCACCCUGGGGACUUCUUUGGGUGAGAAGUUGAAAGGUUAGUGUAGAUGAGAUGACUUUCCACAUCUGGCAUCCUCAGGUCCAAGCCCCUAGACAUUGGCCCCAGGCCUGGCUUGGCCAUGGCGCUGUGCCUGAAGCAAGUGUUCUCCAAGGACAAGACGUUCCGACCACGGAAGCGCUUUGAGCCCGGCACACAGCGCUUUGAGCUGUACAAGAAGGCUCAGGCCUCGCUCAAGUCUGGCCUAGACCUGCGCACUGUGGUAAGGCUGCCGCCUGGUGAGAACAUUGACGACUGGAUUGCCGUGCAUGUUGUAGACUUCUUCAACCGCAUCAACCUCAUCUAUGGCACCAUGGCUGAGCACUGCAGUGAGACCAGCUGCCCGGUCAUGGCUGGCGGACCCCGCUAUGAGUACCGCUGGCAGGAUGAACGCCAGUACCGGCGGCCGGCCAAGCUCUCUGCGCCACGCUACAUGGCCUUGCUCAUGGACUGGAUCGAGGGCCUCAUCAACGAUGAGGAGGUCUUUCCCACACGUGUUGGAGUUCCCUUCCCCAAGAACUUCCAGCAGGUCUGCACUAAGAUCCUGACCCGCCUCUUCCGAGUCUUUGUCCAUGUCUACAUCCACCACUUCGACAGCAUCCUCAGCAUGGGGGCGGAGGCUCACGUCAACACCUGCUACAAGCACUUCUACUACUUCAUCCGUGAAUUCAGUCUGGUGGACCAGCGGGAACUGGAACCACUGAAGGAGAUGACAGAGCGGAUGUGUCACUAAGCCCAGGCCUGAACUUCGUUGCCUGUCCUUUGGACCAUCUGAACACAGGGUGGCUGAGGGAGAGGACCCUCAGGAGUCUGGGGGUAGAGGGAUCUGAAGGUCCUGGAAGCCCCCACAUACCCAAACCCUCUAGCCUUCUGCUUCUCGGGAGACUGCCUAUGUGUCCCCCUGACUGCCUGUGAACAGAGAGCAGGAGGGUUCUAGGUGGGCAAACAGA